Messenger RNA from Impatiens glandulifera, 4584 nucleotides. Its product is annotated as DDT domain-containing protein PTM-like. The record is from RefSeq and is a predicted model, not a curated record. NCBI's taxonomy places the organism in Eukaryota, Viridiplantae, Streptophyta, Magnoliopsida, Ericales, Balsaminaceae. Bases 415 to 4266 code for a protein of 1283 amino acids. The transcript is spliced from 9 exons.
UGAUUCAUCUUCAAUAAAUGAUAGAGAUUUAUUUGCUUUUACAGCUAGAAUCGAUUUGGGUAGUCAAAGAUUAGUCUUCUUGUGUUGAUUUUGUGUAUUCCCUGACCCUCUCUGUCUGGCUCACGGUUCUUGAAUGAGAAAACGCACUCUAUUUGCUGUUCUUGCUGUUGCGCUCUCUCCCCUUUCUUCUCUCACAGGUAUCGACAGUUAAAGAUUCAUUUUUCGAGAGAGAAAGAUACAGUCUUGAAUGCCCGACAGCUCUCUUUUGGAAGAUCAUUUUGUAUCUACAAGAAGAGGAGGCAGAUAGAGAGGAGAAAAGGGUUAAAGGGGAGUUCUUCCAUUCUGGGCUUUAAGCUCAGAUCAAUUUAAUCAUCUGCAAUUUUUCCUUUUCUCUAAGCCCUAGUUUUGGAAGGAAUGGAGUUCGUUGGUAGAAUGUUCGAGAGGGAUUUCAAUGGGUCUGCUGUUAAAGGAUUCGUAGACUCUUACGAUGAGUCAUCUCGUCUCUUCAAGGUAUCAUAUGAAAAUGGCAACACGGAAGAAUUGAGUUUGUCACAGGUUUCAUGCCAAGAAUAUUCUGAUUCUGAAGGGAGUCUUCAGAGGCAAAAGAAGGGAAGCGCAAGAGAGGAUGAUGGGGUUUCUGCCAUGCAAGUAGAGAGAAAAGAAAUUGGUGUUGGUUUUGAGAAAGAUCAAAUAGAAGCUAGUAACAAUGGUGUAACUCCGAACCAAGUGGUGACAAGUGGAAAGAGGAGGAAGCAAACUCCUAAAAUGGUAAGCGCUUCAGCAAUAAGUGCUAUAAGGAGAAAGUGCCGUAGGAGUCGUGCUGCUAAAAAACGUGCUUCAAUUGGGGAAAGGACACAUGCAGAUAGUAAGGUACUGCAGUCAUCCGUUUUGAAUAAUGUAGGAAAACCCGAAACAUCAGAUCAAGAAUCUGAAGACUCUGAUGAUGAUGAUGAUGGUGGUGGUGGUGUUGUUCCUGCAAUUCUUCACCUACCCACUUCUUCUAAAAAGUUAAAUCUAGACGGGAUGCCUGUAUUUGAUUUGUUCUCCAUCUAUGCCUUUCUUAGGUCAUUUAGUACUAUAUUGUUUUUGAGUCCCUUUGAAUUCGAGGCAUUUGUAUCAUCACUGAAAUUCAAGGCCCCUAAUCAACUAAUUGAUGCCAUUCAUGUUUCACUUCUUCAAACUUUGAGGAAACAUUUGGAGUUCCUUUCAGGCGAAAACUCACUUUCUGCUUCAAAUUGUCUCAGGAGUCUUAAUUGGGAUCUGUUGGACUUGGUCACGUGGCCUAUUUUUCUCGUUGAGUACUUUCUUAUGCACGGGUCUGCACUUAGUAGUGGCUUUGAUAUCCGCAUGUUGAAGAGUUUAUAUGAGAAUGACUACUACGAACAACCAGAUCAGGUGAAGAUUGAGAUACUUCGGUAUCUAUGUGAUGAUGUAAUUGAAACGGAAAGCAUAACAUCUGAGAUUAAUAAAAGAUCUAUGGCGAUUGAUCCUAAUAUGGAUAGCGAACGCAAUGCGAAAUUUGAGCUUUCUUCUAGGAAGCGAAAGAUUGACGUUUCUGAAAAUUCAUAUUUGGGUGAGAAAGUUGAUGAAGAUGGGAACAUUGAUGAAUGCUGCCUUUGUAAGAUGGAUGGAAGCUUAAUAUGCUGUGACAGUUGUCCAGCAGCGUAUCAUUUGAAAUGUGUAGGAAUUGCCAGCAGUGAUUUACCAGAUGGUGAUUGGUAUUGUCAUGAGUGCUUGAUUGACAAAAAGAACCCUGGGAAAAAAUUAGGAAAACCAAUUCGUGGAACUGAAGUAUUGGGCGUUGAUCCUCAUGAACGUCUGUACUAUAGCUGCUGUGGAUACCUAUUGGUGUUUGAUCCAUAUGGUGAUGAACCUAAAUAUCAUUAUUACUGUCCAGAAGAUGUGAUUUUGGUUGUACAUGUACUAAAGACAUUACAAAGGCAUUAUAAUAAGAUUUUGCAAGCUAUUGCAAGGGAAUGGAACAUUUGCAUUGCCUCUGUUGGUUCCAAGAUCAAUUGCAUUGAAUUAAGAGAACAGAUGCCUGUGGUAGAGACUACUAACAUUGUCAUGAAGAUGGAGAUUUCCUCAAGUCCUGGAGAAGCUGAUGGCAGGGAAAUUCUUAAUACUCCAAAUGGUUCUUUCGAAUCUGCUUUUGUUGCCAAUGGGGGAAAUUACAACCACAAAAUGGAUAUGAUUGGUGCAAUAAAUGGUGAUAGGUUACAAGAACAGCUGGAAACAGGCUAUCUGAACUUCUAUAGCUUUGCACUAAGGGCUUCGACAGUUGUGGAAGAGUUAGCAAGACGGAAAUCUUCAGAUAAGGCUGGUGAGGCAUCUCUAAAAUCGAAAGAGGACGUCAUUUCGGUCCAGUUGAAGGCCAUAUCUAGAAUAUCUAACAAGUUUUUCUGGCCCAAUAUUCCGAACUUAAGUGUUGGUGCUAGGAAAGAAAACUGUGGCUGGUGCUUCUCUUGCAGAUCUACUGAAUAUGGCGGAGACUGUUUUUUUAACAUGAAUAAUUCUGGCCCAUCUAUGGAAAACUUUACUAGCAUGGCAGUUGGUCUUUGUUCUCAACAACUUGGUGCGAAAGGGCAUGUAGCUGACGUGGCAUGCUAUAUUCUCUUCAUGGAAGAUCGUUUGCUUGGGCUACUAUCAGGUCCUUGGUUGAAUCCACAUUAUAGCAAAUUUUGGCGUCAAAGUCUCCUGAAGGCAACCAACAUGUCUGAUCUAAAGCAUUUAUUGCUUUUGUUAGAGCUGAAUUUGAAUCAACGGGCAUUUUCAGCAGAGUGGCUGAAACAGGUGGAUACUGUUUCCACAAUGGGCUCUGCUUGUCAUAUUGUGAUCAACACAGAACAUGUAUCUUUAAAAUAUGGAUUUGUCAGAAAAAGGGGACGGCCUUCACUUAUGGAAACUACUGUUUCAUCAAAUACUUCUGAUGGCUUGCGUUUACUUUGGUGGAGAGGGGGAAAAGUGUCGCAACAUUUAUUUAAUUGGAAGGUCUUGCCCCGCUCCAUGGCUUCCAAGGCUGCCCGACGAGCCAGUUGCACAAUGAUACCUGAUUUAUCCUAUUCUGAUGGGCCUGAUUUUUUGAAGCGAAGCAAACGCAUUGCUUGGCAAGCUGCCAUUGAAUCAUCAACAAGUGUGGAUCAGAUGGCUCUCCAGGUUAGAGAGCUCGAUGCAAACAUCAGAUGGGAUGAGAUUGAGAACACCACCUGCCUUCUCUCGAAGGGGGUUCACCUCAGAAAAAUAAUAAGGCAACCAUUUAAUAAAGUAAUAGUCCGUCGGAAGUUGAUAGAAGGAACUGUGGCAAAGUAUCUGCUUGAUUUUGGAAAGAGAAAAUGUAUACCUGAGAUUGUUUUAAGUCAUGGUGUCAUUUUUGAAGAAUCAUUCAACGAUAAAAAGAAAUACUGGCUUGAAGAAUCAUAUGUUCCUCUGCAUCUGCUAAAAAAAUUCGAACACAAAAAGAGCUUCCGCAAGUCCAAUGAUAUUAGUUCAAGAGAACGUGAUAUGUUUGCUAGCAUAAGAAAUAAGCAGCAGAGGAAGGAUGUAUUCUCGUAUCUUUUCUCCAAGGCAGAGAAAGCUGAGAGCAAUAAGUGUGGUGAAUGUGCCGAAGAUGUUCUAAUCAGGGAAGCUGUGAGCUGCCAUCAGUGCAAAGACUUGUUCCAUAAGAUACAUGCCAGGACAUCUCAUGGAGCAGAAAACGGAACAUUUACAUGUAAGAAGUGCAUCACAGAAGAAAAACAAGCGGUGAUGAGUGGAAAAGAUUCUGUGUUGUCUAAAGUCAGCGAAGAGACUUCGGAGGUGAAAAAACCAGUGAAGUCUAUUAGGGUUAAAGCCUCGGCAGUCCAAAAACAGAUGAUUGUAGGACAGAAGAGAGGAAGGACGGCAAAAUCCAAAGGCAGAUGGACACCAACAAAAAAAGAAAAUUCUACUUGGAAGAGGAGAAGGACAAUUUGGCCUCGCGUUUAUUGGCUAAAUGGUGUUCAGCUUUCUGAAGUGCCUAAUGACGAGCGGCUCUUGAAUUUCAGGACUAAGCAACUCAUCAAACCUUCUGAUCCCGCUAGUGCAAUCCUGGCUAAACCUAAAUGUGGGCUUUGUAGGGAACGAAGAUUCACAUCUACCUUGACUUAUCUCGCCUGUGGAACAUGCAAAGGUUGGUUCCAUGGGGAUGCUUUUGGACUUGAUGAGGAAAAAAUUGGCAGAAUUAUUGGAUUCAAGUGCCACAGGUGCCUCAAACCUAGGGUGGCUCCUGUUUGCCCCCAUCAUCCCUAAUGAGAGGAGCUUCAUUCAGAGAAGCUCAAAACAAUAUAUUUUUUUUUAUUGGGGAUUCAGUUUGUGUUCUCUUUAGACUUUAAUAAAGUUGAGACAGAUAGAUAGACAGCCACAUCUCUAUUAAUCUUCUGAUUUGAUUGAUUGAAUGGAGCUGUAGAUUUAGGAUAUAGAAAGAAAUUUGAAGGAAGUAGUAAUGAUUCAUUUCAUUGAAGAAGAAGAAGGGGUUUAAUUAUUUCCUUUUUUUACUUUACAAUAGCCAAUUUUCAUGUAAACUUAUUUUUACUUCAAUUACAGAGAUUUUACCAUAUCUUAUCAUCU